Messenger RNA from Hyphopichia burtonii NRRL Y-1933, 3075 nucleotides. RefSeq lists its product as uncharacterized. Gene Ontology annotation, biological process: nuclear-transcribed mRNA catabolic process, nonsense-mediated decay. The transcript has a single exon. Gene Ontology annotation, molecular function: RNA binding; protein binding. Lineage: Eukaryota; Fungi; Ascomycota; Pichiomycetes; Serinales; Debaryomycetaceae. The record is from RefSeq and is a predicted model, not a curated record. Bases 1 to 3075 code for a protein of 1024 amino acids. Gene Ontology annotation, cellular component: cytoplasm; exon-exon junction complex.
AUGGAAGAUAUUGAUAGAAGAAGGAAGGAGUUGUAUGACCUCAAUACCAGGGCUUGGAAUGGUGAAGCUGUAUUUAACUCGAAUGCAAAACUCGAUUCAUCUUUAAAGAAAAACACCGGCUUCAUUAAGAAAAUUCGAAUUUCGAUCAACCAGGACCAAUAUAAAAAUAUCUUAAAAGAUAUCCAAACUUUAUCAUUGGAAAAGUACUUAUCUGAAAUCAUAGUCUCCAUCUCAGAGGGUUUGGUAAAAGUAAAUAAAAAUGACGAUAUUUUGGCUGCAAUCGAAAUAAUAAGUGCUUUACAUCAAAGAUUUUCAAUCGAGUUCACUCCUUUAUUAUUGAGUAACUUCUUAACCGGUAUAACAAACCAGAAUAAGGACGAGGAUAAAUCUAGCAAACAGAAAAACUUGCUACGUUUAUUAAUGGAAUUUCAAAUAAUUGGUGUAUUCAGAACCAUCAAAGAUUGUCAUAAAGAUUUACUACCUGAUUUUAUUAUAAAAAGAUAUAUUAAGAAUGCUAGUGACCCCUUAAUAAUAUGUACUUUGAAAGAUAUCCUUAAUUAUGAAUCUUUAUCAAACUCACUAACGAUUGUUCAAAUUUUUUUGAAAAGAUUUCAUUCAAUAAUCUAUACCGAUAAUGAUUUAUUAGAUGAUACCUUAAGGUCAAAUCUUAAACUGAUCUUUUCAACUUAUUCAAAGCUCGUUUGGAAGUCUUUGGUUGAUAUAAAUACUGAAAGAAAUAAAAUAUUGAAACAAAACUUUAAACGCAGUAUCCGAACUGGUAAAAUUUUAGAUGAAUCCACUGAAAACUUAUCUGAUGUUGAAUCUCUCUAUGAAAAAUUGAAAUCAGGUGCUGAAUUCUUAUCUUCUACUUUAAAUAUUGAAUUACCUGAAUUGGAAGAGUUCAAAAAGAAUGAGGUUAAUGAUGAAUCUGUGGUUGAGGUAGUGAAAAGUAAAUCAGCUAAUGAAGACGAAUUCAAAGUCUGGGGUGAUAUAAAAGAACAAUUUUUUUAUACAAUCAUUCCAACUUUAGAAGAACUACAGAAACUGUAUGGUGAUCAAUUAAAUUUGGACCAGUCAGUCAAAGAUGGUGAACGUAUUCAAAAUUUCAUUACCAAAUUAGAAAAAGCAAUUACUGAUAAAGAAAUAGAUUUAUUAGCCCUCGAGUUUUUUGAGCUGAAUUUGUAUAAUAAAGCUACUAAAAACCGUUUGCUAAAAUUUUUUAUGGAAGUUGACAAUAUUGAUAAUUUAAGGUUCUACGCUAGAUUUUUGAAAAUAACUAGUUCCGUAUCAAAAGACUUAAUUGACGAGUUAGUUGAUCAAUUGGAUAAGGGGUUUAGAUCUCAGCUUUAUAGAAAUACUAUUAAUUUUAAAAAUAUCAAUUUUUUCACUGAAUUAAUCAAGUUCAAAUUAGUACCAAUUCAUAUCAUAUUCCAUAAAAUCAGAAGACUUACCCUUGACUUAACUUCAACUAAUAAUAUGGAUAUUUUGUCAAUUGUUUAUGAAAAGAGUGGUUUGUUCUUAUUGAAUGAACCUGAAUAUAGUGAAUUAAUGACUGAAAUGGUCGAUUUAUUGAAACUUAAACAAAAAGAUGAUAAAUUAAAUGUAAAUGAUAAGUUAGGUAUUAAAAACUUAUUGUACAUCAUUGAACCACCACAAACUAAAGUUAGUGGUAUGAAAAAACCAGAUUAUACUCCUCAACAAGAAUUUAUUAUUCAACUAUUAAGAUAUCAAUUGAAUGAUAAAACUAGUAGAACAGUUACCGAUAUAUUAAAAUCGAUUGAUUGGAUUAAACAAGAAGAUUUAUUAGAGAUUUUAAUUGACGUAAUGUCAAAACCUGAAAUGACUAAUUUUGAAUCUAUACCUUAUUUGUCAAAUGUAUUAAAUAAAUUAUCCAAACCACUGAUUAUGAGAUUUUUAUUAAUAAGAGUAAUUGACGCUAUUUUAGAAAACACUUUGAGAGGAAUGGAAUUAAAUGAUUAUAGAUAUAAUCGUCUGAGAUUAUCUCAAAUGACAUUUCUCGGAUCAGCUUUUAAUGAUGGUUUAAUCAGCUUUACAUUGAUUAACGAUGCUCUAUAUAAAAUUUUAUGUUUUGGACACCCUAACAAUCAACCACUCCCGAUGAAUUAUAAGGUUUCUAUUGAUUCACCUGACAACUAUUUCAGAAUUCAAUUGGUGAGUGUCCUUUUAAAGACUUUGAAAUCCAUUGUCAGCCUUGAAGAAGAGGUACCACAAAAAAGGGUUUCUGAAAGAAGAAUGAAGAGAUUGAAUAGUUUAAAGAGAAAGAACCAAGAAUUAUUGAAAGUGUUUAUGGUUUUCUUCCAAUAUUAUAUUUUAUGUAAAAGUCAACCAAUACCAAUUGAAUUGGGAUUUAGAAUCAAUGAAACAUUUGAAAAAUGUGAAGAACUUUGCGAAGAUAAAUUGACCAGGUAUCCAUCCAUGAAUGACGUUUUGGUUGAGCUACAGUCAAUUAUCAAGAAACAAGGAUUGCAAAAGACACAAGCUACUGAUGAAGAAGAAGGAGACGAAGACGACGAGGAAGAUGAAGUCAUUGGCGAUGCUGAUGAUAUUGAGCCAGAAGCUGAAAGUGAAUCUGAUGACUCUGAUUCAGAUGAUAGUGAGGAAGAGGUAAUAUAUGAUGACGAUGCUGAAGACGAAGAAGACGACGAUGAUGACGAUGACGAUGAUGACGAUGAGGAAGAGGAUUAUGAAGAAGAGGAAGAAGAGACAAAUAAAUUUAAUCCAGAUGACGAUGCUAAGUUUGCCGAUAUUCUUGAUCGAGAAUUCAAGAAAAUGGUGAAUGAAUCAUUUGAAGAAAAUCAAAGCAAAAGGUCAAAACAAUUAAAUCCCUUACCAUCGCAAAUAUUAAAGCGUGAGAAUCCAAAAGCUGAAACUAGUGCCGGAGGCAAGGGCAAGAUUGCAUUCAGUCUAUUAACUAAAAAAGGAAAGACUACUGACAUUAAGAAUUUUGGAUUACCAUCGGAUAAUACAUUUACCAAGAAUAUGAUGAAAGAGAAGGAAGAAAUGAAGAGUCAACGUGAAAGAAUUAUGACAUUAGUUGAGAGUAUGGAUGAAUAA